Lodderomyces margitis is the source of this 1161-nucleotide messenger RNA. RefSeq lists its product as uncharacterized. Lineage: Eukaryota; Fungi; Ascomycota; Pichiomycetes; Serinales; Debaryomycetaceae. The transcript has a single exon. The record is from RefSeq and is a predicted model, not a curated record. Bases 1 to 1161 code for a protein of 386 amino acids.
AUGUCUCUAGCUGACGGCGAAUAUGAAUUGGACUUAUCAAUUCUCACUGAUCCCAACUACGUAUCCCAUGACAGUGAAAAUGUGGCUAUAAGGUAUGGAUUUAUACCCGAUUCUAUGGAUCAAUCAAAGCCUGUAAGGCUUUACCAAAAUGAUCAACAAUGCAUUCUCCUGGCUUUGUCGUCAGAACUGGACAAACCAAUACUAUUCGAAGGCACUUCUCAAAAACAUACUUUGAACAAGAAUAUGGAAUACUAUUUGACAUGUGGCACCAAUUCUGACAACAAAUUGAAGUUGAACCAGCUAAAUAGCACUAUCAGAGUCAAUAAGAGUAGAAGUGGACCAAAGCUACUGACGGAGAUAACUAAGCUUGAAGAGGAAUACAAGCAACAAAUACGAAAACGGCAAUAUGAACAGGAAACUAAAAAGGGGCAACUGCCGUCUCCGCGUAAACAAAAGGCUAAAGCACUGGAUACAAGUGUGGUCGACGCCAGUAAUGCCAAGAAGGUGAUGCGUGAUAGCAAGGCUGCACCCAGAAGUAAAGUUGCAUCAAAACGACCCCCACCGGAGCCAAAACAAUCAGAGCCAAUCAUCAGUGAAAGUGACUUUGAAGAUUUGGUUCAAAAUGACACCAAGCCGCCUGCCAAUGUUCUCUCCUCCAAUCAUACAGACUCCAAGGGUGGUUCACUGAAUCAGCGAGCUAGCAACGCUCCCAAACAACAAGUACCCACAGCAGAAUCGAAAGAAAAUACCACGUUGACAAAGAGACAAACACACACACAAAUCGAUCAAGCAAACCAGACAGUAGAUUUGGAUGACGAUUUUAAGGAUCUAGAGGAUCAGUUACAGGAGCUACUAGGUGAAGAGGAACACGAAGAAGAGGGUCCCAAAGUAGAGGACGCCGGUUUAAGGAAGGAGGCCAUUACUCUUCCCAAUGCAGUCCCCAAACGCCAUAACGAGAGUUCUGAAUCUGGUUCUGAUGCGGAUGAGAGUGAUUACGAGCAUGUGAAAUUUGAAAACAUACAGAUUGAGAACAACUCGCGUCCCAAGAAGCUGAAACAUUUUGCUCUCACUUCUACUCAUCAAAAACCAGUAAGUUUACGAGACUUUAUGGGUAGGAGCAAAAAGCUGAAAGAUGAUGGCAGCAGUAGUGAGGAAGAGUAG